CCCGGCGCCUGGGGGAGCGGCAAGAUGGCGGAUGGUGACGGCUUAGGUGAAGCAGCGACUGCUGCGGCGUCUCCUACAGCACCAGCUCCCGGCAUGAGCCCGCCGCUGGGCUGGAGGGAGCGCCUGCGGGCCGGGCUGGCCGGCACUGGGGCCUCGCUGUGGUUCGUGGCCGGGUUGGGGCUGCUUUACGCUCUGAGGGUCCCGCUGAGGCUGUGUGAGAAUUUGGCAGCGGUGACAGUAUUUUUAAAUUCAUUGACACCCAAAUUUUAUGUGGCACUUACAGGAACAUCUUCUUUGAUAUCAGGACUAAUAUUUAUAUUUGAAUGGUGGUACUUCCAUAAGCAUGGCACAUCUUUUAUUGAGCAAGUAUCUGUAAACCAUUUGCGACCAUUGAUGGGAGGAACAGAAAGCAGCAUUUCAGACCCAGGUUCUCCUUCCAGCAGCAAAGAAAGUGAAACCAACAGACAGAAUUUGUCAGAAUGCAAGGUAUGGAGAAAUCCCCUAAAUCUUUUCAGAGGAGCAGAAUAUAGGAGAUACACUUGGGUGACUGGUAAAGAGCCACUUACUUACUAUGACAUGAAUUUGUCAGCUCAGGAUCAUCAGACCUUUUUUACCUGUGACACGGAUUUUUUACGUCCUUCAGACACAGUUAUGCAGAAGGCAUGGAGGGAAAGAAAUCCUCCAGCUCGAAUCAAAGCAGCCUAUCAAGCUUUAGAAUUAAACAAUGACUGUGCCACUGCCUACGUUCUACUGGCUGAGGAAGAAGCAACAACUAUUGUAGAUGCUGAAAGGUUAUUUAAACAGGCACUCAAGGCAGGAGAAACAAUUUAUAGGCGGUCACAGCAGUGCCAGCACCAGAGUCCUCAGCAUGAAGCUCAACUGAGGAGAGAUACCAACGUACUGGUAUAUAUAAAAAGAAGACUGGCAAUGUGUGCAAGAAAAUUAGGAAGAAUAAGAGAAGCAGUAAAAAUAAUGAGAGACUUAAUGAAAGAAUUUCCUCCUCUUACCAUGUUAAACAUCCAUGAAAAUCUCCUAGAAUCACUUUUAGAAUUACAGGCCUAUGCAGAUGUUCAAGCAGUCCUAGCAAAGUAUGAUGAUAUAAGCCUUCCAAAGUCAGCAGCAAUCUGUUAUACAGCAGCACUAUUGAAAACAAGGACUGUUUCAGAUAAAUUCUCUCCAGAAACAGCCUCCAGAAGAGGAUUAAGCACAGCAGAAAUUAAUGCUGUGGAAGCAAUUCAUAGAGCUGUGGAAUUUAAUCCUCAUGUUCCAAAAUAUUUGCUAGAAAUGAAAAGUCUCAUUUUACCUCCAGAACACAUUCUGAAACGGGGUGAUAGUGAAGCAAUUGCCUAUGCGUUCUUUCAUCUUCAGCACUGGAAGCGAAUAGAAGGUGCUCUUAAUCUGUUACAGUGUACGUGGGAAGGCACUUUUAGAAUGAUUCCAUACCCAUUAGAGAAAGGCCAUCUAUUUUACCCUUAUCCCAGCUGCACAGAGACUGCUGAUAGAGAGCUAUUACCUACGUUUCAUCAUGUUUCUGUUUACCCAAAGAAAGAGCUUCCUUUUUUCAUCCAUUUCACAGCAGGACUGUGUUCUUCUACAGCAAUGAUAGCUCUUCUCACACACCAGUUUCCUGAAAUCAUGGGUGUUUUUGCUAAAGCUGUUAACCUGGUAUCCAAACAGCACUUUCUGCAAUGCAUUAUACCUAAAUAUUCAAAGCUAAUAGAAAUGAAGACCGACAGGAAGGAGAGGAGGCAGGCGAAGAGACUGCUGAUCCCAGGGACUGAGCUCUAUUGAAUUGAGGAGAUGGGAGCGGGAGAGACCAGGGACAGUGAGUGAGUAGCAGCAGAAGUAAGUGGGGCCUUGACUGCACCAAAUAAAGUUCUCGUAUUGUUGCUUCUUCCAAAGGAAUUAGUUUCUGUUUGUAUAAUGUAGAAUGGACGUCAGUUGUUUAAACCCAAUCAGAAUGCAGAGGCAAGCUAAGGAAGAAGAGGAAAAAUUAAUUGCUUGGCCGUCGCUCCUUUUUGGAGCCACAUAGCCUCUAUAGCGGGGCUUACAUAGACCUCUUUUCUCUCACUAUCCACCUCACUUUUCAAAUCUCUCACUCUGGAUAGCUUGCUCUUCUCUUUACCAUUUACAGGAAAUUGUAAAACUUGGGCCUUUAUGAACUAGAAUUUGGAGCCCAGGGAAAAACACAGAGCAGUAUGAGAUGCCAGCAGAGGCCCACUUCCUUCCACAGGGUAAGAACCAACAGAGAAUAAGAUACUAGAACACAGGUGGAUUUAGCUCAGGUUGAUUUGCAAUGGCAGGCCUAGGCUGUCAUUUAUGUGCUAACCUGGAUGUUCUUGUGAGAGCUGGAGCUAACUGGCACCUGAGGCUCCUCCCAAUGGCCCAGCGUACAAGACAGCACCCUCUUGUAAUUCUUUCAACCCAAUUCUUGAGUUUAGACUGACUAUGACCCCCUUACCUUCCCACUACCCUAGAGCUUUCCUCCUCUUAAUCCCAGCUCAAGAUGUCAGAAACUCUUCUUUUCCCCUCCCAUUUCCCCCUCCCUAACCCCACCAUUGGCUCAUCAGUUAUCCAGUUGACUCCACUCUGCAAGGAAGACAUUCCCCUGGCCUGACUCACUCAGUCCCGUUUCUCCACAGGAAUCCCCUCACCGCAGACCACAAGGGCCCUGACUAGCUCAUGUUUUGUGUUAAUGGAUGUGAAACCGGAGCAAACCCCCUCACCAAGAGAAAAACCACCCUAAACUCUCCCACACAGGUCUCAGCAGGUUACACAAAUAUUAGUCCUAUCAUCCAAAUAAAUCUGCCCCCAUGGCCCAGAGCUAUGGCUCCCCCAUCCUCUUGCUGCCUGUGUGGAGUAAAGCUGCUCCACAAACAUGGGAGGACCCCAAGGGGUGCUGGAGAGGAAUUCGGGAAAGGAGGGGCCUGCAUUCAGAAUUUCUUGGUGUAGGUGCCUUAAUCCACAGCCUGCUGUCAAUACUCGGUAGUCCCGAAUUGAAGAUUCUGAGAAAAGUAAUGGUGAGCUAAACCAGGGGGGGGCUUCAGUAAGAGGGUCUGUUACCUGGAGUUUGGGGCAUAAUUAAAACUCAAUGUCUGAGAUAAGUUCAUGCUCUCAUUUUAGAGACGAGAAGAUAGAGGCUCAGAGAAGUUGGGUUAUCUUGCUCAAAAUACCAAACACAGUCAACUGGCACAGCUGAGAUUUCAGCCCUGCUCUGUCGUAACUGCAGAUUCUGCUUCUUUAAAAUAUCAACGGGUAAGAGGUGACCACUGUCCGAGUUACAUAAAACUAGGACACCAUGGUUUCUGGGACUCUCUGUCCUACCCUCUAGCUUACUAAGCCUGCUGUCUCUGGAAACUCCACCAUGCAGGCUUCGUUCGGCAGUGGGUAGGAGCACAGGAGGAGCGCCCCUGUUUAAGCAAAACAUGGGGUGAAGGAUAAUAAUCACCAGGGCUUGAAGAGUCACUAAAUAAAGACUUUUUGA
Messenger RNA from Vicugna pacos (alpaca), 3484 nucleotides. RefSeq names its product suppression of tumorigenicity 7 like (gene ST7L). Lineage: Eukaryota; Metazoa; Chordata; Mammalia; Artiodactyla; Camelidae. The record is from RefSeq and is a predicted model, not a curated record.